Messenger RNA from Thyridium curvatum, 3012 nucleotides. RefSeq lists its product as uncharacterized. Gene Ontology annotation, biological process: transmembrane transport. The transcript is spliced from 6 exons. The record is from RefSeq and is a predicted model, not a curated record. Gene Ontology annotation, molecular function: transmembrane transporter activity. Bases 1 to 3012 code for a protein of 1003 amino acids. Lineage: Eukaryota; Fungi; Ascomycota; Sordariomycetes; Thyridiales; Thyridiaceae.
AUGGAUGUUAAAUCAGGAUACACGACUAUCAAACUCCUCUCCAGCAAUGGGCCGAUAUAUCGUCGAGUCUCAACCGUAGCCCCGCGCAACUGUCGUCCGGACGAAAUUCCCGUCAUCGACAUUGGUGGGAUUUACGAUGAUGCAGAUGCCCGCAAGAAAAUGGCAACACUUGUGAAACGUGCGGUCGAAGGUUCCGGGUUUUUCUACAUACAGAAUCACGGUAUCGAUGAGAAAGUCAUUGACAACGCUCUUCAAGCCACGACCAAGUUCUUCGCUCAGACCACCGAGGACAAAAUGAAGGUGGCCAAGAAGUUCUCGAAGCAUUUCAACGGCUACAGUGGCUGUGGAACAACUCAGCUCUCCCCAUCUGAGUCCCGUGACAGAAAGGAAGGUUUCAUGUGGCAAUAUGAUCCCAAAUUUGACCCGGAGCCGAAAGACGUUGCCUCCAUUCCUCCCGAGGUCAAGGCCUGGCUUCGGCACGAAGACUUCAUUUGGGACGGCACAUCCCAUAUUCCAGGGUUUCAAGACGCCCUAAUAACAUACUGGCAGGCUUGUCUGAGACUGGCGCGGAGCCUAGCAAAAGUGAUGGCCCUCACGCAAGAUCUACCAGAAGAUUACUUUGAUAGGCUCACGACAUAUCCCGGUGCAGAUGGCGUCCUCAACUAUUAUCCCGCACUCAAGCCGGAAGAGUUGGCAGCUACCGACAGCAGAGAGCUUGGUGAGGUCGGAAUUGGGUCCCAUACAGAUCUACAAUGCUUCACAUUGCUGUGGCAGGAUCAGGUCGGUGGCCUACAGGUACUCAACAACGAGGAUGAGUGGAUCAAAGCACCGCCCAUUCCGGGCACGCUGGUUGUCAAUAUCGGCGACUUCUUGAUGCGCAUGUCCAAUGACCGCUUCAAAUCGACGGUGCAUCGCGUGUACAACCGGGCCACCGUCGAUCGGUAUAGCAUGCCCUUCUUCUUCGGAUUCAACUUCAACGAGACGUGCUCUGUCCUACCCACCUGUGUCGACGACGCACAUCCCGCGAAGUAUGAGCCGAUCUCAUGCGGUGAGUGGUGCCGGCGGCGCUUCCAGAUGGUCCAGGUUGAUAAGGAGAUGUGCGCGGAUGAAAAGCCAGUUGCUGUCGUCUCUGAGAUUGUCGGAUCCUUCCCGGGGCUUGGCAGACCCGUCCAAUGCACCAAGAGUCGGCUCCGUGGGCGCCGUCUCGACCCCAGGCACUCUCUCCACCAUUCCUCCGCCCGUGAUCUCCGCGUUGUUGCUGCUGCUGCCGCCGCCGCCAAGAUGGUCAAGACAAAGAUGCGCCGGGUCCAGUCGGCCGCCGAGCGAGCGCUGCACAACCAGGAGGACAUCCUGCCGCGCGGCAAGCUCCUCCUCGUCUUCGCCACGCUGUCCCUGACACUGCUCAUGUGCUUCAUCGACCAGAACGGCAUCAGCGUCGCGCUGCCCACCAUCGCCCGCGACCUGGGGGCCGAGGCCACCAUCUCGUGGGCUGGCACGUCGUCGCUCAUCGCCAACACGACCUUCCAGAUGCUCUACGGCCGGCUCUCGGACAUCUUUGGCCGCAAGCGCGUCUACCUCGCCGCCACGGGCCUGCUGUGCAUCGCCGACCUGCUGUGCGGCCUGGCGCGCAGCCCGGCCAUGUUCUACGUCUUCCGCGGCGUGGCUGGCAUCGCCGGCGGCGGGAUCACGAGCCUGAGCAUGAUCAUCGUGUCUGACAUUGUCACUCUCGAGCAGCGGGGGAAGUACCAGGGUAUCAUUGGAGCGUGUGUAGGUCUGGGUAACGUUGCUGGGCCUUUUCUGGCUGCCGCGUUCAUCUCCAAGGUUUCGUGGCGCGUCUUCUUUUACAUGCUGUCUCCGCUGUCUGCGCUUGGUGGCAUUGUGUCCUUCUUUCUCCUACCAUCGAACGCUCCGCCGGAUGGUGUUUGGGAGAAUGUCAAGAAGAUCGACUAUGGUGGCGUUCUCGCUUCGUCCAUUGCCGUCAUUCUCGUCCUUAUCCCUGUGAGUGGCGGAGGAGCCUACUUUGAAUGGAAGUCGCCGAUGGUAAUCAGCAUGUUAAUCAUUGGCGGCUUGUCUUUCGUCGUUUUUCUUCUCAUCGAGUGGAGGUUUGCUAAACUUCCCAUGAUGCCGGUACAAAUUUUCCAGAACCACGUCGUUACGGUCCUUCUCAUCCAGACCUUUUUCUUUGGCUCAGUCUACCAAGCCAAUCUCUAUUACCUCCCGCUUUACUUGCAGAACGUCAAGCAGUACUCUGUUGUGGUAUCAGCUGCCAUAGCUAUCUCCAUGUCGGUUGCACAGUCUACGCUUUCGAUAUUAUCAGGCCAGUAUAUCUCGCGGACAAAGAGAUAUGGCGAGGUUCUGUGGGCGGGCUUCGGCGUUUGGACUCUUGGUGCUGGCUUAACUCUACUCUACGGGCGGGCAACGCAACCGGUUGUUAUUGUUCUCCCACUUGUCGUCAUCGGCAUGGGCACCGGCAAUGUCUUCCAGCCCACACUCGUAGCUCUGCAGGCACACUCUCCAAAGCCGCGCCGCGCCGUGAUCAUCUCGAACCGCAAUUUCUUCCGCUGCGCAGGCGGAUCUUGCGGCCUUGCCGUAUCGGCAGCCGUACUUCAGGCAGCGCUCCGAGCGAACUUGCCACCUGAAUACAGCUAUCUGGCAAACAAAACUUACUCCCUGCCGCACAUAGAAGGGCCCGGUAAAGAUGCCAUCCUCGAUGCGUACAUGGCAGCAAGUCGGGCUGUCUUUAUUUUACAGAUCCCACUCGUCGGCCUCGCGUUUCUGGGGUGCAUCUUUGUCAAAGACCGAGGGUUGGAUUACAUUGAUUCGACGAAAGAGAAGGAGGGCCCUGCGGCGGAUGAGUCGAGGCAGGGGCAGGAAGAAUCUUCGCAUGACGAGGAAGGUGAUGAUAUCCAGGACAAGGCUGAAGAAGGCUCAGCUGGAGACCGCAAGAAAGCGAAAGAACGACAGGAUAUGUUCUCGUCCGUACCAUUGGAUAGAAUGCAUACCCUAGAGUAG